Verticillium alfalfae VaMs.102 is the source of this 786-nucleotide messenger RNA. RefSeq names its product dienelactone hydrolase family protein. The transcript is spliced from 4 exons. Bases 1 to 786 code for a protein of 261 amino acids. Gene Ontology annotation, molecular function: hydrolase activity. Lineage: Eukaryota; Fungi; Ascomycota; Sordariomycetes; Glomerellales; Plectosphaerellaceae. The record is from RefSeq and is a predicted model, not a curated record.
AUGAGGUCCUUCCGCACACUCACCAUUUUCAUGGGCAUGGUGGCGACUGUCCUUCAAGGGGCUUUGGCAGAUACAGCCUCCGACUUACACAACGGUAAACCUGUCGGGAAGGAAGUGACAUACCAGGGUGUCAAGUUCUAUGUUUCAAUGCCCAGUGCAAAGCACCGUGGAAAGAGCGCUGCUGCCGCUGUCUUGUUCCUGACAGACAUCACUGGUAUCCAGGCACCCGAGAACAAACUUCUCGUUGACGGCUUCGCUCGCGAGGGUUUCGUGACUGUAGCUCCCGAUCUCUUCGAUGGUUCACCAGCUGUCCUGGGUGACCCCAAUUUCAACGUGACCAAGUUCCUCAGCGAACACCCUCCCGCUGUCACGGAUCCGAUUGUCGACAUUGCUAUUUCCUUUCUCCAGGAUAAGCUCAAAGUCAAGAAGAUUGCAUCUUCGGGAUACUGCUAUGGCGGACGGUAUGCCAUUCGUGUGCUCGAUGGCCAGCACGCAGUGAACGCUGGAUUUGCCGCCCAUCCAACAGCUGUCACCACCGAAGAGGUCAAGGCAGUCCAACAGCCUCUCGGCCUCGCUAAUGCCCAGAACGAUCCGGCUUUCACCUUGGCUCAGCAGACCGAGACGAAUAUCAUUCUGGGCGACCUUGGCCAUGGCUUCGCGGCGUCCCUGUAUAGUGGCGUCAGGCACGGCUUCGCGGUCCGUGCAAAUGUCUCCGAACCCCAGCAGAAAUUUGCCAAGGAAGAGGCCUUUGCACAGGCAUCUCGGUUCUUCAAAGCGUGGGCUUAG